CGGCGGCGGCGGCGGCUGAGGUGGAGGCCGAGGGAGGCGGCGGCGGCGAAGGAGGCGGCGGCGGAGGGGGAAAGAUGGCGGCGCCCGUCUUGCUGAGAGUGUCGGUGCCGCGGUGGGAGCGGGUGGCCCGGUAUGCCGUGUGCGCCGCCGGGAUCCUGCUCUCCAUCUACGCCUACCACGUGGAGCGGGAGAAGGAGCGGGAUCCUGAGCACCGGGCCCUCUGCGACUUGGGGCCCUGGGUGAAGUGCUCCGCCGCCCUUGCCUCCAGAUGGGGUCGAGGAUUUGGUCUUUUGGGUUCCAUUUUUGGAAAGGAUGGUGUAUUAAACCAGCCAAACAGUGUCUUUGGACUUAUAUUUUAUAUACUACAGUUAUUACUUGGCAUGACAGCAAGUGCAGUUGCAGCUUUAAUCCUCAUGACAUCCUCCAUCGUGUCUGUGGUAGGUUCUUUGUACCUGGCCUACAUUCUGUACUUUGUGCUAAAGGAGUUUUGCAUCAUCUGCGUGGUCACCUACGUGCUGAACUUCAUUCUUCUUAUCAUCAACUACAAACGACUAGUUUACUUGAAUGAGGCCUGGAAACAGCAACUGCAGCCCAAGCAGGACUGACCACCUGACAAACUCUUAUCUGACAGUCUGAAGUCCCUUUUCCAUUAAGUUUAUUUUACAGCAUUUUUUUAUUCUUCACAACAGAUACUUUCCCUAAGGAUCUUAAACUGAUUUUUUUAAAUCUUGUAAAUUAAAAGGGUAUUUUCUGUGUCAAUCUUAAUUUUAAAUAUGGGUACAAAAAAAAGCAUAUGCCGAACCAAUCAAAGACAAGCUUUAACUUUACUUUGAAGAUGUUUCUGAAAUAAUUAAAUGUAACCCUAGCCCCCUCCCCUCAAUGGUAAAGUGAGCAACCAUUGCUAGUAAUUUUCCAAUGUGUAUGAAUUCAAUUCAGGUAUAACAAAUGUGAUCAUGACAUGAAAAUAUUUUAGAAUAGAUACUGUAUUAAAUAUUGCCAUGUUUACAAUAUGUAAUGUUUUUAGCCAAUGGAUUUAAACAUGUAGAGUCACCUAGAAUCCAUUUAUGUGAUAUUUGUAAAUAAAGGUAGAAAUAUUGGAUCCAACCCUGCAAAACUUACUGCACAGUUUAGUUGAAGUGUAGCAAUGAAGAAUUGUCAGCUCAACAUUAACUGAAGAAAUAGUGAAAGUAGUAGGUCCAUACAGAGCAUCUUGUGAAAAGUACUGGCAGCUGUAAAAGUCCAGCACUGACAGCCAAAAUAAUAAGAUGGUUGGUUCCUUUUCAUGUCCUUCCUCUGAAAGGGAGAAACUGUUUGGACAUUCAAGUCAAACAUCAGUUAUAACCUUACAGAAUAAGUCAUGUGACCGAACCAUCAAGUCCAAGGCUUCAGGACACUAGAGAUGGGAAAAUGGGUAGAUUUCUUUGGAGAAAAGCUGGAAAUAUUAAUAUGGCAUUUUAAGAUACAGUCUCUUGGAACAGUUGAAUUUUCACACAGACAUUUGUCCUUAAUAUUGGUGCCAGUCAACCAAACAGUAUUAUGGCUCUGAAAUAACCAGUAUAACCUAGUUGCUCCCAAGUACGAUUGCUCUUGGGUAGCUGUGUAGUGUUUUCCCUGUUUCUUUCUGCACUAAUUGGAUGUCUGGUUUAAUUGUUUUAGAGUCAAACAUUAGAUUUGUAAACUUUAGGGCUGACGCGCUCGCUGCUCAAUUUGCCUAACUGGGAGGCAUACUACAGUAGAAAUAUGUGAAGGUGAAAUGCAAUAGUGUCAUUACUCUUUCUGAUAACUACACAAAUGCAGGCUUUUUAAAAGUGAUUUGAAUACACCCAGCUGAAAUUGUGACAGUAUGUUUCUAUGGUUAACAUCUUACGUCAAAAUGUUAAAGUGCCUUCUGUCUUAAAUCUCAAACCAAAUAUUGUGUUGCACUUGGGCAGAAGUUGUCCUUCCUUCCUUCCUUAGCAUAAAGUACACAGCUUGCAUUCUAUAGAAAGGUUCUGUAUGAUCGUUUUAUCCCUUAGAUUGAGAAGGAGUAGCAAUGUUUUGCUUCCAAUUAGAUUAAUCAUUAUGUUAAAAAUAGACCCGUAAAUUGAGUGCUUUAUUCACCUUCUUUUUGAUGGGAGGGGUCAGGCUCUGCUCUGUAAACGUAUGUUUAGUCAGCCACUGUUUCCAACUACUGUCAUAAUUGAUGCAACGUAUUCUGGCCCAAGGCAGGUAUAAAAUCUCAAUCGUAAUGACCUAUUAAGGAGUUCGGAUCAGUUUGGUAAGAUAGCUCAAUUCAGAUUUCAUCCAGGCUGAUGUUUUCCCAUAAAUGUGAAUAUUUCAAUGCCUACUUUAUGUGUGUAUUGUUCUUAUUUCUAUAAAGAACUGUAGAAAGCAUUGAUUAGAUGUCUCGUGUUUAUGGAUGAACAAGUCCUAAUAUUGAAGUUGAACUGUACAAUGAAGUCGUGUGUUAACAGUGCUUCAGUUCUACCAAGCUGUUUACUGCUUCUCUUUUCUCACUAGUGUGGACAUGGCCUAAGGGUUGAUACCUCUGUGGUAUAUAGAACACUGGUAGUGCUAAAAGGUCCUCGUGUCCCAAUUUAAAAUGGUUUUUCAUGAUAUUUUGGAUCAAUCAGCAGAGUAUACUUAAAGCUUGUCUUGAUGUUGCAUUCUUGUAAAUGUAUACAACUCAAUGAGAAAAUGUACACAUGUUCAGCCAGACCCUUCAAGUUUUCCUUGCUUUCCUGGGGGGAAAACACCACUGUUUCCGUUGUAUAAAAAAUGUUGCCACGUUCUUCUGACCCAGAAUUAAUAUCCUUUUUCUCAUUGAGCGAUGAGUUACCAGCACUGUGGUGCCAGCACCUCAGUGAGCGGCAGACCCUGGUGGGUGUCACUGGGUAUCGCUGCCUCAGAAGAAUCCAGGCUCCCCUACAUUGUCUAUGCCCCUGCAGAAGGGGGGACACCAUGUUAUAAAUUUGAGGAUUAUUGUGACUCUCUUAGACCGAAUAUUCAAACACUGCAAAAUUACUAGCCACCAGCAUUGGAGAGCAGAUAGGGGGAAAAUUGAAUUUGUUUUUGGCAGUAAUUCCAUGUUUCUUGGUUUCUGAAAUGAUUUGUGACAAAUUAAGCCUCUUAUUUACUUGUCACAUCAUUUGAAGAAAUAAGAGAACUUGUGGUUAGAUGACAGUUAGAUGACAAUUUCUAGGCAAUCUAGGUGGUUUGGAGAAUUUCAUUUGGUUUUUCAUUGCAUCUAGUUGCUGUCAGUGAGGGUAAACUUCUGGUGAAAUAACUCAGGUUUAACUAGCUGUGUGCCAGGAAUUACUUUUACUUGAUGUAUGUACCCUCCUUAAAUCAUUACUUUUAAAGAUGGUGAAAGCAUUGAAUAUUUUCAUGUGAAGACACAAAGAUCUGUCAUUUGGUACAAGGGAUCUCUGGGCCUAUUGGUAGGAUAGAGGACCAAGACUACACUGAAAUUAAAACUAUUUGUUGGCUUUAGUUUGCUUGUAUUUCUAUUUAUUUUUAAGACUCAUCAACAAAAAUGCAGUUAUCUUCAGCAGUUACUUCCUAACUUGGAUUGGUACCACUACUGACAGAUCUUGAAAAUCAGUAUUAAUUAAACAGAUGCCAACAGAAAACCAACUAUCAUUUUUGGUAACCUAUUUGGGAAGGAGUACCUAAAUGCAACCUUUGUCCUCAUGUAUUUUCCCUCCACAUGCAAGUACUACAACAUCUCUAUUCAGACGUGUUAGUCAGCACUUAGGAUCCCUAAUCUGUGAGAACUACCCUUCAAUAAAACAAAAGGGACAGGGUGUGAGUCCAUACUACUUUGGUUCAACAUGUUUUUGACAAAUUAGCCCAGAAAAGGUGAAAUGUUUUGUUAUAAAACUAUUAAGCAUGGCCUAAGUAUGAGGUAUAUGAUCUGUAUAGUAUGUUCCAUCAAAGAUAUUUAUUACUAGUGCUUUACACUCCAGAGUAAACAUUCAUUUAAAAUGGAGUUCACUGGGCAGAUUUCCCCUUUAAAUAUAGACAGGAAUAUUCUUUAUCAGAGAUUUAGGACACAGAUUUGCUAACUGGUAAAAACAAAUGUAAAUAUGUAAGAAUGUUUAUUUGUUGCACAUAACUUUUUUGGUAUAAAAUAAAUGUAGAAGUUAACAGUGUAAA
Hipposideros armiger (great roundleaf bat) is the source of this 4137-nucleotide messenger RNA. RefSeq names its product vitamin K epoxide reductase complex subunit 1L1 (gene VKORC1L1). Lineage: Eukaryota; Metazoa; Chordata; Mammalia; Chiroptera; Hipposideridae. The record is from RefSeq and is a predicted model, not a curated record. The transcript has 3 exons. Gene Ontology annotation, molecular function: vitamin-K-epoxide reductase (warfarin-sensitive) activity. Gene Ontology annotation, biological process: peptidyl-glutamic acid carboxylation; vitamin K metabolic process. Bases 75 to 605 code for a protein of 176 amino acids.